Lotus japonicus is the source of this 2076-nucleotide messenger RNA. RefSeq names its product 70 kDa peptidyl-prolyl isomerase-like. The record is from RefSeq and is a predicted model, not a curated record. The transcript is spliced from 13 exons. Gene Ontology annotation, cellular component: cytoplasm. Gene Ontology annotation, molecular function: protein binding; peptidyl-prolyl cis-trans isomerase activity. NCBI's taxonomy places the organism in Eukaryota, Viridiplantae, Streptophyta, Magnoliopsida, Fabales, Fabaceae. The coding region runs from base 35 to 1759 and encodes 574 amino acids. Gene Ontology annotation, biological process: protein peptidyl-prolyl isomerization.
UUUGUAAAAAACAUUUUAGAAGCAAGGUGCAGCCAUGGUGGUGUUGUCAGAGAUUGAGGAAGAUGAACUUGACGAAGAACCAGGCGAGGUCAUUGAAUCCGCACCGCCCCAAAAGCUUGGCGAAGAGAGGAAACUCAGUGGCGACCCGCCUCUCACAAAGAAGCUCCUCAAACGCGGACACGGUUGGGAAACCCCUGACAUCAACGACCAAGUCACUGUUCACUAUGUUGGAACUUUCCUUGAUGGAACAAAGUUUGUCUCCACUAGAGAUUCUGAUAAGCCUGAGACAUUUACUCUUGGCCAAGUUCAUGUGCAUGCUGUGUUGGAUCAUGGGAUUAUCACAAUGAAGAAGGGAGAGGUAGCUUUGUUCGCGGUGCCUGAUGAUGGCUCAACCUCGGUUAUGCAGUUUGAGUUGGAACUCAUUUCGUGGAUCAAGGUGGUGGAUGUUUUCAAAGAUGGUGGGAUCAUCAAGAAAAUUAUGGAGGCGGGGAGCGGGAACGAGCGGCCUAGUGAUCUGGAUGAAGUCCUUGUGAAGUAUCAUGUGGCGCUAGUUGAUGGCACUGUUGUUGCAAAAACACAAGAAGAAGGGGUUGAAUUUCAUUUGAAGGAUGGUCAUCUUUUACCAAGAUUGCCGAAAGUAAUCAUGACUAUGACAAGGGGAGAGAAGGCUGAAUUAAUUGUUCAACCUCAAUAUGCCUUUGGGGAGAAAGGUAGAGAAGCUGGCAAUGGGAUCCAUUCAAUUCCCCCAAAUUCAGUGCUGUGUGUUAAUAUUGAAUUGGUAUCCUUCAAGCCCGUCAUAAAUGUUACUGGUGACUCCAUGGUGCUUAAGAAGAUUCUGAAAGAAGGGGAAGGUGCUUUCAUGGCCAAUGAGGGUGCAAAUGUUACUGUCAGCUACACAGCUAUGCUAGAAGAUGGCACUGUGUUUGAGAAAAGAGGAAUUGAUGACAUAGAACCCUUGAAAUUCAUAACUGAUGAGGAGCAAGUGAUUACUGGUCUAGACCGGGAAGUGGCAACAAUGAAGAAGGGAGAGAGGGCCAUGAUUAGCAUACAUCCUGAUUAUGCAUUUGGAAAUAUGGAAGUCAGACAAGAUUUUGCUACUGUGCCUCCAGGCUCAAAUGUAGUGUAUGACAUUGAGAUGAUGGAUUUUAUUAAGGAGAAAGCACCAUGGGAAUUGAGUAGUAAGGAGAAAAUUGCGGUAGCCGGGAGAAAAAAAGAUGAAGGAAAUUUACUAUUCAAAGAUGGAAAGUAUCAGCGAGCAGGGAAGAAGUAUGAAAAGGCGGCUGAUUUUGUUAGUGAAGAUGGAUCCUUUGGCGAUGAUGAGCAAAAUCUAGCUAAGGCAUUGAGAGUGUCGUGCUGGUUGAACGGUGCAGCUUGUAGCCUUAAACUUAAUGACUUUCCUGAAGCAAUCAAACUAUGUUCUCAGGUGCUUGAUGUUGAGUUUCACAAUGUGAAAGCUUUGUACAGACGAGCGCAAGCAUAUCUAGAGACUGGAGACUUUCUCUUGGCAGAUUUGGACCUGAAGAAAGCUCUUGAGGUGGACCCACAAAACAGGGAUGUACUGGUAAUGAAGAAGAAAUUCAAGCAAAUUCAAGCUGACAGUGACAAGAAAGACGCUAAGUUGUAUGAAAAUAUGUUUGCACAUAAAAUAAAGAAAUUAAAGGUUGAAAAGGUGGAGCAUAAGAAGGAAAGCGAAGAGGUUGUGAGAAUGGAAAUGGACAAAGUUGAUGAUAACGCAGCUCCUCCUGAUGGUGUGGUUUAGUUGUUGAUUCUUGUUGACCCUGUAAAGUAAAAGUAUACAAUAUAAAGCCUCUAAGUCUCUAACGGAAGAAUAUAAUAUGAAGUUAUAGAUGGUAGAUGAUGUGCCAAAGGUGCAAGUGCACAGUUUCGCAUGGGGUUUUAGUUUAUCGAACCUCAGCGAUUGUGAUAGUUUUACUCUAUCGUGACCAAUUUUACUUUGUGAGGAUGAAAAACAAAAAUAAAAGGGAAAAAUAUUGGAUUGGUGGUUGUAACUUAGAAAUUAAUAAAACCGAAACGAGAGCAAGAUUAUAAUUGAAAUAAAUUCAAGUUCAAAACGCA